UCCAGCUUUGCUUUGUAGUUGUAGCGCUAGCAGCUUAACUGGUCUGAGCUGAGGCUAGCUAGUCGUGCAGGAAGAGGAAGGAAUAUAAUGGCUGAGCGGGAGGUCGUCGAAGGCGGGACGACGACGGGAGGCGGGCUGUGGCGGAGGUAUGCGCCGCACGUCCAGAUGGUGCUGGCGCAGCUGUGCUACACGCUCAUGUACUUCAUCACCGAGGCCGCCUUCAACCAGGGUCUCAACCCCUACGUCUACAUCACCUACCGCCAUCUGCUCGUCGCCGUCCUCAUCUGGCCCUUCGCAUACUACCUGGAGAAGGGGCUGAGGCCUAAAAUGACGCUCAUGCUGUUCGUGGAGAUAUUCGUGCUCUCCCUUCUCGGGGUGAGCUUAACUCUGAACAUGUACUUCACGAGCCUGAAGUACACGUCCCCAACGUUCGUCACUUCCGUGGUGAACACCAUCGCCUCGAUGACGUUCGUCAUCGCCAUCAUCCUCAGGAUGGAGAUCGUGGACGUGAAGAGCCUACGCGGGGUCGCCAAGGUCGCAGGGACCGUGGUGUCGUUCGCCGGGGUGACCACCAUGACUCUGUACAAAGGAGCGGCCAUCACGAGCCUCUGGAAGUCGCCUGUUCAGAUCGCCGGCAGCGGCAGCGGCGGCGGAGGCGUCGCCCACGACAGCUGGGUGAAAGGGUCAGUCCUCGCAGUGGCCAGCUGCGUGUGCUGGUCCAUCUGGUACAUCAUGCAGGCGUCGUCUCUGAAGAGGUACCCCGCCCAGCUCUCGCUGACGGCGUGGAUGUGCACGGUCGGGGGCAUCCAGUCGACCGUGUUCACGCUGUUCAUGCAGCACGAGCCGGAGGAAUGGCGCAUCGGCUUCGGCGUCAAGUUCUGGAGCAUCGUCUACUCUGGCCUCGCCUGCAACGGCUUCACGGUGUUCGUGCAGCUCUGGUGCACCGAGAAGAAAGGCCCCGUCUUCGUCACCAUGUUCAACCCCCUCUCCACCAUCAUGGUCGCCAUCCUGGCCUACUUCAUCUUCGGCGAAAACCUAUACGUCGGGAGCAUCGUCGGAGGCGGGGUUGUGAUUCUGGGCCUCUACAUGCUGCUGUGGGGGAAGGAGAAAGACCAGGAGCGGGGCACGGGCAAAGAGCGGGAACAGCUCGAGACGGACUGCGAGAAGCAGGCGAAGAAGGUCAGCGACUGUGUCUACGAAGCGCCCAAGACGACGAAGUGACUGCCGCCGGCCAUGAGCGGCAGACGGCUCAAUCAAGCGCCAUGCCGUGCUCCAGUUCGGUUCUAUAUUUGUGAUGUACAGAGUCACCGAUCCGGUCUCGCCUCAUCAGCUAUGUAUAUAUAUGCAUAUGCAAUGCGGCAACAGACAGACGUCUGGCUCAGUCUGUGAAACCGUGAACCUGCCCUGAAGCUGGAGUUUUUUGGAACCGUAAUAUCACCAACACUGGGCUUCUG
Molecule: messenger RNA, 1454 nt
Organism: Zea mays
Lineage: Eukaryota; Viridiplantae; Streptophyta; Magnoliopsida; Poales; Poaceae
Product: WAT1-related protein
Exons: 6
Coding region: 88-1221 (377 amino acids)
Cellular component (GO): membrane
Molecular function (GO): transmembrane transporter activity
Source: RefSeq, marked provisional